This is a messenger RNA of Leptinotarsa decemlineata (Colorado potato beetle), 1908 nucleotides long. Its product is annotated as putative transcription factor capicua. The record is from RefSeq and is a predicted model, not a curated record. NCBI's taxonomy places the organism in Eukaryota, Metazoa, Arthropoda, Insecta, Coleoptera, Chrysomelidae.
AUGAUUCAGACGAUAAAGGAAAGAAUAAGACGACCUAUGAAUGCAUUUAUGAUAUUUUCGAAAAGACACAGGGGUUUGGUUCACCAACGACACCCUAAUCAAGACAAUAGGACUGUUUCGAAAAUUUUAGGAGAAUGGUGGUAUGCUUUAGGUGCUGCUGAGAAAAAAAAAUACCACGAAUUAGCCUCUGAAGUGAAGGACGCUCACUUCAGAGCACAUCCAGAAUGGAAAUGGUGCAAUAAGGACAGAAGAAAAUCAUCAACAGGCUCGGGAAGGAGCAAAUUGAGUUCAUCAGGGGAUAUUGGUGAAACUGGGGACUUGCCAGCGAGCCCCAGGUUACAUUCCCCUCCACAUACAGACCCUCCACGACAAUCUCAAGAUCUUGAUCCUACUGGUGAUAUUUCGGACGACGAUCAAAUGGUAAUAUGUGAAGAUCCAGCUAUAGACAUAGAUCUGAAAUGCAAAGAAAAAGUUACUGACUCAGAUUCAGAAUCUCAAAGUGAUUUGGAUUCAUCUUUAGAAAACCGUGUGUUUCGUCGCUUCAGCCCUGUGACGACUAUCAACUGUACAGAAGUAACUUGUAGACCUAAACCAAUAAAAGCAAGAAUGGCGUCAACCGAAACCUCCAAGUAUAGUCCAGUACCUAAUCCCAAUGCAUUGAAUUUCCAUUACUCCCCUGUAAAUCCAUCUGGUGUUUUGGGUUUUCAACCAACAGGAGGCGCCUUCAAAACUAUGCCCGCAUCACCCAAAGUUAUGAAGAAUGAAUUCAAAAAUGAAACUAAUUCCAAUUCAGAGAAUUGGUCAGGAACAUCAGUUAUGAAUAAGACAAAUGAUGUAUCCCAGUGGGUAAAUUCAUCUACAAUACAGACAAACACUAUAGCAAGCAAAACCAACCCUACAUUUGCCAUACUAAAACCGCAGAAUAAACAAAAUGUUAUUCAGGUGAACAAUAGUAUUGACCAGAAUUUUCCAGCACAGCCUUUGACUGUUGUCAUUGGCGGGCAAUCAACUAUUUGUUUGACAAGUGAAAGUGAACCUUCUCAACCAUUUGUUGUUGUAGCUUCAACUGCUUCUGAUAUUCCAGUACAACUAUAUAUGCAACCAUCAUUCAACAUUCCUGUAUCUGAUUCCACUGGUCGAAGUUUGUCAUUACAGAGCCUUCAAUUAUUAUCUAAGCCACCUCAUACACAAUCUGUCAUCGUUACACAAGCUCAAAAUAAAGUGUCUGGAUCAUCACAAGUUGAAUAUCAAUCAAUGCAGAAUACAGUGGUUACCUCCAAUAAAUCGUAUUCUAACGUUUCCGGAGUUCUGCAUGUCUCUGAGGGUAAAGAAAAGGAUAUUUCAUUUUCAACUCCAACAGCUAUGAUGCCACCAUCAAGCGAACCAUUACUCUUAUCUGACCAACCAGUUCAUGAAUUCAAAUUAGCUCCAACACCUGCUCAGCUCGGAAAAGCACCUUUGCAGAGAAGACAGUCAGCAGCGGCCGUUUUUGCUAAUAAAAACCUUCAAAAAAAUCAAGAAUUCACUUCCGCCCCUACAUCAUUGCCGGAUGAAUGCAAUCAAAUUGAUUUGGUGUCUCCCUCAACUAAAAAAAGCUUUUUCAAAAGAACUAUAGAAGAUGGAAUGGACAGAGUGCUCGAGCAAGUUAACUUUGAAAAAAAAUUUACUGCUUUACCUCAAUUCAGGCCCGAGGAGGGGCAAUCUCCAAGUGCAAUAUCUGUACCAAGUCCAGGGAUUUUCAGCUAUAGUAAAAAACGACCUCUUACUGCCACUCACAGAUCUGAUGAAGAUUCUGAACUUGAGACACCACAAAGUAUUCCUAAGUCUGCAUCGUCAGGCAAACCUAUUGUUAUUGGAAAUCAGUUUUUUGGCCCUGAUUUCGAAAGCAUCAGAGGUAAGUUGAGUUAA